AGAAAUAGCAAUGUUGUUGCGAUAAUCGUCAAAGAAAGAAUUAAGAAAGUAAUCAAAGAGAGAAAUUAGAGAAUGGAACAAGAGAGAAAUAGUGAAACAAUUGGUAAUGAAGUAGAAGAAGAAGAAGAAGAAGAAGAGGAGGAGGAGGAGGAGGAAGAAGAAGAAGUGAUAUUUCCGCUUCCAGGGUUUAGGUUUCAUCCAACAGAUGAAGAACUUGUUGGAUUUUACUUGAAAAGAAAGGUUCAAAAUAACUCUAUUUCAACGGAACUCAUAAGGCAACUAGACAUCUACAAAUACGAUCCAUGGGAUCUUCCAAAGCUAGCAUGGACAGGAGAGAAGGAAUGGUAUUUUUACUGCCAAAGAGAUAGAAAAUACAGAAAUAGUGCAAGACCAAACAGAGUGACAUCAGUUGGGUUUUGGAAAGCUACAGGAACUGAUCGUCCUAUUUAUUCAAAUUCCAAAUCCAAAAGCAUUAUUAUUGGUUUGAAGAAAUCUCUUGUGUUCUACACUGGCAGAGCUUGUAAAGCCAUCAAAACUGACUGGAUGAUGCACGAGUUUCGCCUUCCCCAUUCACCACCAAAUGAGUCAUGGGUGAUAUGUCGAAUCUUCAAAAAGACCAACAUUUCCGCAGCUCAAAGAGCUGCUUCUUCUUCCCUACCAAAACAACAUGAAACAAUGAAAGAAAAACCCACCACCACCAUUGAUAUUCCACUAUCUACCUAUGAUCCAUUUCAUUAUUUCGAAGCAAAACUUCCUGACCUUUCUGUUCCAAGUGAGCCCUUUAUAAUGGCCCCUCCUCCCAUGGAAAUGUCCGACAUUGCAAAAUCCGCUAUCGAUGUUUCCUCCAUCCUCUUCAAUAUAUCCUCUUCCUUGCUUGAAGACAACUCCAACGACCCUUUCACACCAUUAUUUCACCCUCCCGGUCAUGUUCAUCCUCACCCUCACACCUUUUCUUCCAUCUCCACUUUACUACAUCAAGAAAAUGCAUCGUUGGUAGAGUAUUCACAUUGCCCCAACUCACCAUUGAGUUCCAUGUGGAAUAAGUUGAUGAAUUAACUGCGUAUCUGAUUAUGGGAAAAUUUUUAGUACUACAAUAGUAUCGUAUUACUUCUUCUUUCGAACAAGUACUAUGUAGUACUCAAAAUUUUCUCAUUUGAUUGCUUUGUUUCAUUUUGUUGUUGAAAUUCAAUAUGUUUUUUCUUCU
Molecule: messenger RNA, 1204 nt
Organism: Cucumis melo (muskmelon)
Lineage: Eukaryota; Viridiplantae; Streptophyta; Magnoliopsida; Cucurbitales; Cucurbitaceae
Product: protein FEZ-like
Exons: 3
Coding region: 73-1056 (327 amino acids)
Biological process (GO): regulation of DNA-templated transcription
Molecular function (GO): DNA binding
Source: RefSeq, a predicted model, not a curated record